Molecule: messenger RNA, 1521 nt
Organism: Magnusiomyces paraingens
Lineage: Eukaryota; Fungi; Ascomycota; Dipodascomycetes; Dipodascales; Dipodascaceae
Exons: 1
Coding region: 1-1521 (506 amino acids)
Source: RefSeq, a predicted model, not a curated record
AUGCCUUCAAAUUCAACCCCAGGCCACGUCGUCUUAAAGUACCGGGGCACUGAACACGACCCCCACAACCAAACAACAACAACAAACACGGCCCCUACCACACAGUUCCGCUCUAAACGCAAGCGCAAUAGUGCUACAGUCAUCAUCUCUGCCUCAGUUUCACCUGCUUCUUCUCCACCUCCACCUUCAGAAAGACCCAAGCGUAGACGAAGAACUGCAGAAUUGGCUGGUCCGGCUGAUGGGUCUUGGACCGAAGACAAUGAUAACGCUAACACCAAACAUUCUGGAAGAAUAAGUACAAUACAGAUUCCUCCUAGUGAGGAAGAAGAAAUACAAGAAGAAAGCCAACUUCAAACAGCAGCCCCAACUCCUUCUUCACAAACACCAGAGCCCAGUGGUUCCCAAGCUACAACAAUAGUGGUACAAGUCCCACCUACUACUACAGGUAAAAAGGGCCGGCCCACUAAAAAACGCAAGGGCCGCAAGCCUGGAUCAAAAAAUUCAAUUGUGGCAGCCAAUGCAACGUCAGGAACAGCAACAGGAACAGCUGCAAACACACCAGUUCCUGAAGAAAAUGAAGAACAGAAUAGAUUAGCAUGUGAGGAGGAACCUGAUUAUGAACGGGUUCGGUAUGAGGAGCAAUCCAAGAGCGAAGAGUACCAAUGGCUGGUCCAGGGUCGGUGGCGCAACAAUGCUGGAUGGUGGGGGGCUAAAUUGAGCAACAAGGGUGAAGAAGAAGAUAAUGUUGAACAAAAAGAACAAGUAAAUGAACAAAAACAAGAACAAGAACAAGAACAAGAUGAAAAGACCACUUCAGUGAUUGGUCCUGCAGCUGUGGUGGCAGAAGCCAUUGAAGAGAUGUUUGCUCAGAGUCUGGGUCAAGAUAGUACAUGGCAAUCGCUGAGUUUACAGGCUGCUGGUGCAUUGUGGGCGAUGCGACGGCGGUGGCAUGAGCUUGAGCGGAUGCGGAAACAGGCGCAAAAGGAACAACGGCGGCAGCGGCAGCGGCAGCAAGAGAAGGAGAAAGAGGAGAAGGAAAUGAAGAAGGAAGAGGAUGACAUUAAAGAAGAAGUUAAGCAUGAGAAGACAGAUGAAGGGGUUGUUGUUGUUGUUGUUGAAGAAAGAGGAGCAGAAGAGGAAGAAGGAGAUGAAGAAAGAGAAGAUGAAGAAGAUGAAGAAGAUGAGGAAGAUGAAGGUGAAGAAGAUGAAGGUGAAGAAGAAAAGCCAGUUGAAGAUAAGAAGAAGAAGAUGGAUUUGGAAAAAGUUGAUGAGACCAAAUCUUGUGAAAGUACUACUAAUACUACCCCCAGGAGAGCUCAACAGCAACAACGUCGUCAAAGCGCUAGUGCGGUUGUGGAGCGAGCAGAUCCAGUGUCGGUUCCCAAACGGCUACGCAGCAGUAGUCUAAGCGGAGGUCUACUUCUUGGUUUGGGUGCAGAAGCGACCGGUCCUGUUUCGGAAGACGCGGUGGAUGAGGCUGGAGGUAGUAGGAGGCUCCGAUUACGACGGCGAGGGGGAUGA